CCCUCUCGGAGUGCAGCCCUAACCCGGGCUUUUGACCUUCAGCCUGUGAUGUAGUUUCGUUUGUCACUGGGGCCCAUGUAGUGCGUAAAUGGGCGUCAGAUUUGGUAGCACUUCCAGCGGAUGAACUUUGGGAAGAGUCCAGGACGUGAAUUUAAUGGGCGGAGAGGCUGCGGCAGCACUGUUAAGUUAGCGCGGCCAACUGCAGGGAGCCAUGCUUCAUUACACCCUUCAUGGGAGCUGGCACACUCGCCCCACCCUCGUUACCCAAGGGCUAGUCCUGGAGGAAAAGGCCGGCAGAUGGUCUCUAGCGACCGGCCCGUGUCACUGGAGGACGAGGUCUCCCAUAGUAUGAAGGAGAUGAUUGGAGGCUGUUGCGUUUGCUCAGACGAGAGAGGCUGGGCCGAGAACCCGCUGGUUUAUUGCGACGGGCACGGCUGCAGCGUCGCGGUGCAUCAAGCUUGCUAUGGCAUUGUUCAAGUACCCACUGGACCAUGGUUUUGCAGGAAAUGUGAAUCUCAGGAGAGAGCAGCCAGAGUGAGAUGUGAACUUUGUCCUCAUAAGGAUGGAGCUUUAAAAAGAACAGAUAAUGGGGGUUGGGCCCAUGUGGUUUGUGCCCUCUAUAUUCCAGAGGUACAAUUUGCCAAUGUUUCCACAAUGGAACCAAUUGUUUUACAGUCUGUUCCGCAUGAUCGUUAUAAUAAGACUUGCUACAUUUGUGAUGAACAAGGAAGAGAAAGCAAAGCAGCCACUGGUGCUUGCAUGACAUGUAAUAAACAUGGAUGUCGACAGGCUUUCCAUGUAACAUGUGCUCAGUUUGCCGGACUGCUUUGUGAAGAAGAAGGUAAUGGUGCCGAUAAUGUCCAGUACUGUGGCUACUGUAAAUACCAUUUUAGUAAGCUGAAAAAGAGCAAACGGGGAUCUAAUAGGUCAUAUGAUCAGAGUUUAAGUGAUUCUUCCUCUCACUCUCAGGAUAAACAUCAUGAGAAGGAGAAAAAAAAAUACAAAGAGAAGGACAAACACAAGCAAAAACACAAGAAGCAGCCAGAACCGUCACCUGCAUUGGUUCCAUCCUUGACUGUUACUACAGAAAAAACUUAUACAAGCACUAGCAACAACUCUAUAUCUGGAUCAUUGAAGCGCUUGGAAGAUACUACAGCACGAUUUACAAAUGCGAAUUUCCAGGAAGUCUCUGCACAUACCUCUAGUGGAAAAGAUGUUUCAGAGACUAGAGGGUCAGAGGGCAAAGGGAAGAAGUCUUCAGCUCACAGUUCAGGUCAAAGGGGAAGAAAGCCUGGUGGUGGAAGAAAUCCAGGAACAACUGUGUCAGCAGCUAGCCCUUUUCCACAAGGCAAUUUUUCAGGAACUCCAGGCAGUGUAAAAUCAUCUUCUGGAAGUUCAGUGCAGUCUCCUCAGGAUUUCCUGAGCUUUACAGACUCAGAUCUGCGUAAUGACAGUUACACUCACUCCCAACAGUCAUCUGCAACCAAAGAUGUACAUAAAGGAGAGUCUGGUAGCCAGGAAGGGGGGGUCAAUAGUUUUGGUUCCUUAAUUGGCCUCCCUUCAACCUCAGCUAUUAUUUCACAGCCUAAAAGCUUUGAAAAUUCACCUGGAGAUUUGGGUAAUUCCAGCCUUCCUACAGCAGGAUAUAAGCGGGCUCAAAGUUCUGGCAUCGAAGAAGAAACUGUAAAAGAAAAGAAAAGGAAAGGAAAUAAACAAAGUAAACAUGGGCCUGGUAGACCCAAAGGAAACAAAAAUCAAGAGAAUGUUUCUCAUCUCUCAGUUUCUUCUGCUUCACCAACAUCAUCUGUAGCAUCAGCUGCAGGAAGCAUAACAAGCUCUAGUCUGCAGAAAUCUCCUACAUUGCUCAGGAAUGGAAGUUUACAGAGUCUCAGUGUUGGCUCCUCUCCAGUUGGUUCAGAAAUUUCCAUGCAGUAUCGUCAUGAUGGAGCUUGUCCAACAACUACGUUCUCAGAGUUGCUGAAUGCAAUACACAAUGUAUACCUAGAGUUGAUCAAAUGGGCUGACUCAAGCCAAAAUCUCAGAAAUGAAGGUAUUUAUAACAGCAAUGAUGUAGCAGUAUCAUUUCCAAAUGUGGUAUCUGGCUCAGGAUCUAGUACUCCUGUCUCCAGCUCUCACUUACCUCAACAGUCUUCUGGGCAUUUGCAACAAGUGGGAGCGCUCUCUCCCUCAGCAGUGUCAUCUGCAGCCCCUGCUGUUGCCACAACUCAGGCAAAUACCUUAUCUGGAUCUUCUCUCAGUCAGGCACCGUCUCAUAUGUAUGGCAAUAGAUUAAAUCCAAAUUCAUCAAUGGCAGCUCUUAUAGCUCAGUCUGAAAACAAUCAAACAGAUCAAGAUCUUGGAGACAAUAGCCGCAACCUAGUUGGCAGAGGAAGCUCACCCAGAGGAAGUCUCUCACCACGAUCUCCUGUAAGCAGCUUACAGAUUCGCUAUGAUCAACCAGGCAACAGCAGUUUGGAAAAUCUGCCUCCAGUAGCAGCCAGCAUAGAACAGCUUUUGGAGAGGCAGUGGAGUGAAGGACAGCAAUUUUUAUUAGAACAGGGUACUCCUAGUGACAUUUUAGGAAUGCUGAAGUCAUUACACCAACUUCAAGUUGAAAACCGAAGAUUAGAGGAACAGAUUAAAAACUUGACUGCCAAAAAGGAACGGCUUCAGUUAUUGAAUGCACAGCUUUCAGUGCCUUUUCCAACAAUAACAGCAAAUCCUAGUCCGUCUCAUCAAAUACACACAUUUUCAGCACAGACUGCUCCUACUACUGAUUCCUUGAACAGCAGUAAGAGCCCUCAUAUAGGAAACAGCUUUUUACCUGAUAAUUCUCUUCCUGUAUUAAAUCAGGACUUAACCUCCAGCGGACAAAGCACCAGCAGCUCAUCGGCCCUUUCUACCCCACCUCCUGCUGGGCAGAGUCCGGCUCAACAAGGCUCAGGAGUGAGUGGAGUUCAGCAGGUCAAUGGUGUGACAGUGGGGGCACUAGCUAGUGGAAUGCAGCCUGUAACUUCCACCAUUCCUGCCGUGUCUGCAGUGGGUGGAAUAAUUGGAGCUUUGCCAGGUAACCAACUGGCAAUUAAUGGCAUUGUAGGAGCUUUAAAUGGGGUUAUGCAGACUCCUGUCACAAUAUCCCAGAACCCGACCCCUCUCACUCACACAACUGUACCACCUAAUGCAACACAUCCAAUGCCAGCUACACUGACUAACAGUGCCUCAGGACUAGGAUUACUUUCUGACCAGCAAAGACAAAUACUUAUUCAUCAACAGCAGUUUCAGCAGUUGUUAAAUUCUCAACAGCUCACACCAGAACAACAUCAAGCCUUUUUGUAUCAGUUAAUGCAACACCACCACCAGCAGCAGCAGCACCACCAACCUGAACUUCAGCAGCUGCAGAUCCCUGGACCAACACAAAUACCCAUAAACAACCUUCUUGCAGGUACACAGGCACCCCCACUUCACACAGCCACCACCAACCCAUUUCUCACCAUGCAUGGAGAUAAUGGAAGUCAGAAAGUAGCAAGACUUAGUGAUAAAACUGGGCCUGUAGCUCAAGAGAAAAGUUGACACCUGAGAAACAUCUAGAAAUUAUCCUGCUGUUCUAGCACUUCAUCUGGCUGCCUUUGCAGUCCUUUUACUACAGCUAUGAAGAAAUGCAACAAGAGACUCAAUGCACAGCAAAGGAUUAAUUGGCACAAGGACAUUCUUGGCAGGCUUUGAUUAGUUUUCUUGUUGCUUUGUUGCACUGAAAUGGAAUUCCCAUACCCCUACCCCUUACCCCAAUUUUUUGAACAUGGAAAGAAAAUUUAAUAAGUUUUUUCAGUGACAUAAUUUACAUGCAAUGUUUAUCGACUCAAGAAUUUAAUAUAGUUGGUGCACAACUAGUUUUGUUAUAAAUUGGAGAUAUGAAUAGCAAAACUAAAGACUUGUUCCAUUGACAGACUACUUGAUUUUAUUGUAUAAGUUGAAAUACCCUCUUUUGUUUGGGUUGCAGUAUGCUUGCUCUGAGUCAAAUUUCAAGGAACUGUCUAAUCCCUUCUGGAGUUUCAUUGAUUCAAUAUUACAAAUAUACAGCUCAUCAUCUGGGACUGGGCAAUCUUUGUUAAAAUUUCCUUUCUAAUGGGAUUUGGCCACUUUCGUGAGUCAAGUUAGGAUGGUAAUGUCUGCAUCUGCUAAAGGUAGUUUUGAGAAUUGCUUUUUCCUUAGUGUUAAGACCUGCUCAUAUUUUAAAGAAACCUUGAGUUAAGUGAUCUCUAAGGCUGCUGGGGGAACCAGAUCAAUUCAAAGCAAAGUAAUUCUUUCAGAAAGGGGCCACUCUGAAAAGUGCUGGUGGGGUUUGCCCUUGAUCAAGUGCCUCCAUUGUGCUGCAAGGGCUCUGGACAGUAGGCUCGGACAGUCCGUCCUCCAAGCAGCAGAAAUCAUCACGUCACACCUGCAGCCUUCCCAUGCUUCCGCCUUGAUUCAAAAUUUUCUGUGCCACUGUAGAUAGCUCAGGCAAAACCAUUACCUGGGUAUUUGUCCACUAAUGAGUCACAAGAAAAGGAGUGGAUAUGCUAAGAAUAGAGAUUUAUUUAAACCACUCCCCAUUACUGACCAUUAAAACAAAAGGUCACCACGAGUUCCUGAAACAGGUGAAAUCUGUGUGACAGCCCUUCCACUUUGGGGAGCCACACUUUUGAUGUGACAGAGUAAUCCACCACUGGGGGUGUAAUCACCAAACUGUUCUUCGGUGUGUGAGUUAUUAGUGGAAAAGACCCAGCUGUAAUUAGACCUCCACUGUGUACUUAGCUGGAAGAACAUGUUAAUUCUGCAAUAUGUCUCUUGGUUAAACAUUGCACAGUUCUUACCUCAUUUCUGUAAAUAAAGUUUUGUGAAUCUGUUUUGUAUUGUGAAAAAUUCAUAAGAUAACAUUGAUAUUUUGAUUUGUAACAUUUCUAAUUGGUAGAUUUAAUUGAAAAGUAAAAUUAAUUUAUUUUUAUAUGUUCAGGGGAAUUUUAAAGUCAAAUCUUUUGUAGAUAAUUUUAAAAAUCAGUGUGGUUUAUUUUACUUAUUUAACCCACUGGUUGUUAUUCUGUAACAAUUUGUAUAAAUGGUAAAUUUUGAAUGUGUUGUUAUUUUACCUAGAUGUAAAAUUCCACAUGUAUUAAAAUGUACAAAGUUUUGUUAAUAAAAUUUAAUAAUGUUU
Molecule: messenger RNA, 5188 nt
Organism: Callithrix jacchus (white-tufted-ear marmoset)
Lineage: Eukaryota; Metazoa; Chordata; Mammalia; Primates; Cebidae
Gene: MLLT10
Product: MLLT10 histone lysine methyltransferase DOT1L cofactor
Biological process (GO): regulation of transcription by RNA polymerase II
Cellular component (GO): nucleus
Molecular function (GO): histone binding; nucleosome binding
Source: RefSeq, a predicted model, not a curated record